AUCAAAACCCAUUCUCAGUUGUUUCAAUAACUUAGUUCAUCUUCUAUUAAGCCCCAGUUUUUUAAAUACCCAUGAUUUACUCCUACCUGCCAUUUUUUUUUUUAAUUUUUUUUUUUACCAGUUUGAUAUAAUUAUGUCCAUUUUUUAAAUACCCAUGUUUUACUCUUACAGUCUUACCUAGAGUUCUUUUUUAAAUUUGCCUGUUUGAUAGAAUUAUGUACUACAAAAUUGUUCUCUCAAUUUCUGUUCUUAUAAAUGAAAAUAUGGGAUAAAAAUUUAAGCAUUCUAUUGUUUUGCGAAUUUAGAAAUGAUAUUCAUAUGCUUAUUGAAGAUGCAAGAAACUCCUUCUAUUCUUUCUCUCUCUAGAAUUCUUACACCUCAACCCGAAUCAAGAUCCCCCUCCUCUUCAUUCCAACUCCUAUUUAUAGAUAUUUACAAGAUAUUUACAAGAUAUUUACUAAUUGCUGGACCUGGGCCUAUUCCUCAGUAAGCCCUGGUCACUCUUGAUGGGCUUACUCCCGCUCGGCCCAUAUGGCAGUGUCCUUUUAUGGGCUGACCCAGCUGUUCGGACUGAAGGUUGUGUUUUGCGAGUCGGACCUGGCCCAUGUCAUCCAGGGCCUCCUCAACUGCCCCCAUAAUUGCCCCUUAUUUAAUAAGGGGUAAUUAUUGAUGGCGUCUCAUCAUGACGCUGACGGCUCGAGAUAACCACGUGGGGGAGCGAACGGUCAGAUCCAGAAUCAAUGUUCCGGGGUUCGAGGGAUUUCUUGCCUUCCCGACGCUUCGGCCCUCGGGCCCCCUUGCCUAUAUAAUGCUCUCGAAUUCCACUUCACUUCCCUUUACCGUCUCCAUCAUCAGCCAAAUCUCCCUCUUUCUAGAACUGUGCCAAGCCUUUUCCGGUGAAAUCCUUCGAGAGUCAUUCUCCCAGCGAUCUUGCAGUCCUCCGAGGUUAGUUUCGUUCUUUUUACUUUCGGCAGGCUUCCAUUUUCCCUCUUUUAGAUUCUUCUUGCACUUCCACCAUGGUUGUAGAUCUGGGUGUCCUUCGUAUGAGACUUAGGCUUCCUGACAACAUCGUAGUUAGGGUUUGCCCCCAAGACGUUAAUAUUACGACCGGCGCCGGCCUCCUGCCCGGCGAAGUCUUAUUCACAAACCUUCAACUGAAUGUUGUUAGGUUCCCUCUGCACCCUUUCUUUAGUUACGUCUUCAACAGAUUGGGGAUAUCCCCUCUGCAGGUCAACCCCAACUUCUUUAGGAUCAUAUCUGUUAUGCUCUUAUUGAUGCGUGACAGAAAUCUGGACCUUGACCUCAUAGACCUCCUUCUGUGCUAUAAGGUCAGUAAGAUCCGUACUAACGAGCCCUUCUACCACCUCUACCCGUUCGAGAAGAUGUCCAUAUGCACUGACACAAUAAAAUCUGAAAAGGGUUGGAGGGAUAGCAUAGUGGGUAUUAGUGGGGCUUGGUCUUCGCCGGCUGCAGAGGAUUACCCUAUCCCGAGCGCCUUUGGUGUCUGCUCUGUCUCCUCCUAUAAAAAAUUCAAAUCCCAUAAACACGACUGCCCCUGUGAAACAUGCGUUCCUCGUUUUUGCACUUACUUAUGCCGCUCCUUGGGAAUACCUUGUGAUGACUUGAGCUACAGUGUUUGCAGGGAUAGGAUUAACUACUUGAAGAGAUACGUUCUGAACGAUAUUCCUUCCUGCUCAGAUCUCCUCACUUCAGACAACCUCUUUGCGCUCUCAUCACUCGGCUACAAUAUGAGCAGACUGCAGAUUCCCUCUUUUGGCAGGAGGAAAAAUACUCCCCCAGUCAUUCCUGCUGUUGGGGCGACCUCCUCUCCAGCGUCGGCUUCUUCUUCAGCCACCAUAUCUGACACUGUCCCGAGCGCAGUGGCUACUAACCCUGCUGCCAGCGCCCCUGCGGCCAACCAGAACGCGCCCUCCCCAGCUACCAUAGCUCCUGCUGCUGCGGGGGGCGGUCGGGACAAAGAGCGAGGCAAAAGGCCUCAUCCUGACAGUGAAAUCGACCCUGAGGAGGAGCCUCUUAUUAGAAGGACCCGAGUCUCUGGGCCGGGUACUCUCUUGCACCGAGCGAUCAGAGCUCCUUCUCACUCUGGGCCUCCUGCAGCUGGUGGCUCUGCUUCUGCUUCAGGCCCCCCUUCUAUCCCCAGCUUGCCGCCAUGGGCCCCUCGGUACACUCGAACGGAUGGGACGUUCGUGAAACCGAACGAGACCAUGCUGAAGGAUGGCCAGACCGCUAUGGCCUACUACAGGAGCAUGUGGACUCCGAAGGACAUUGAGGCGGCAAAGGGCCUUUCCCAGAAGGACGUGUUCAGUCGCUUUCCCCAAUCUGCUAUGGAGACAUUGUUUGGGAUGAUGGCCAUGCAGAAGCAGGUGGAAAUGGGGAACGCCAGGGCCCGAAAGUAUUCUGACAGCCUGGAGGUGGCUAAUAAAGAGAACGACCUCCUUGCCAUGAAGAAUACCGAGGUGCUGGUUCGGCUUGACAAAGCCGAGCAAGAGAGAGAUGUCCUGAAAAAGGAGAAUGAUUCCCUUCAGGAUGAGAAGGACGCCCUCCAGCUCGAGAAGAGCGUCUGGCAGACUGAGCAGGAAUCACUCAGAGAAGAGAAGGCAGAACUCCAACGUCUUCUAGCUGAUGAACAGUCUGCUCGGAUGGCUUUUGAAAAAAGAGCUCUGGACGAGCGUACCGCUCUGAUCGACGUUAUCAGCAGAGUGGGUGGUGGGAUGCUGGCCCUUCAUGCUCGGUUCUCCAGGGUCGGUGCUCUUCGGUAUGCUCAAGGAUUCCGGGAAGGCUUCGCCGACCGGGUUCCGGAUGAGGGACAGACCAGCUCCACUCCGGAUGAGGUAGACAAGGAUCUGGGGAUCGAGCCUCUGGGGGUCUAUGUCGACCCAGAACCCACCGAAGCGGAGCGUAUAUUUGAUGAGUGCCAGGACAUCGCAUCCUCAAGGAUCAUCACAGCUCCUCCUACCGCUCUGCCACUGACCGCUCCCCAAUCGUCAACCGUGGCUCCCUCUGUAGCCACUGCUGACGCUGAACCCCAGCCGAACGACUCAGUUAUUCACCUGGAUUCCCCACCUCAUGAAGGUGAGGCGGCUGAUGGGGCCGAGGAGGCGAGUCGGCAGGACCAGGAUGCUGUUGGUACUGAGGCGUCUAGCUAGGGCUCCUUCGAAUUCUUCCAGUUCAUAUCUUCUUGUAAUGAUGGACACCUCUCUUUUGUAAACUAAAUGUUCAAUAUUAAUGAAAUGGCCGAACUCUUUUUCUCUAUGUGUUGUGCUCUGUUCAACUUAUCUUCAGUACAUGUAUAUCUUUUCUCUCUUUUUCUUUUUAUAUUAGUUUUGCUGUGUGUUUGUACGGCAAGUGCCUGGCGCUCGGCUAGAAUGCCACUUGCCACUUGGCUUUAAAUUUUUAGCAAGUGUCUGGCG
This is a messenger RNA of Cornus florida, 3431 nucleotides long. RefSeq lists its product as uncharacterized. The record is from RefSeq and is a predicted model, not a curated record. Bases 1017 to 3167 code for a protein of 716 amino acids. Lineage: Eukaryota; Viridiplantae; Streptophyta; Magnoliopsida; Cornales; Cornaceae. The transcript is spliced from 2 exons.